AUGUAUCAAUGGACUAUGCCAGCUGAAUAUUAUGACGUGAAGCGAGCCUUCAAAGAUGAUCGUGUGUACACGUUCGCAAAUAUGGCAUACCAGGAUAUCUACGAAGUUGGCUGCAAUUAUGAACAGUGUGUUGACGAGAAUAAUUUUGUCGUUGAGGCAGCGAUAGUUUGUAUCUACAACAAAAAUGUCCCUAAAGGCGCCAUGCUCUACCAGAAAGGAGAUGGAACCGGCUGUGAGAAAACUCCCAAAGUGUGUAAAGUGAAGGGAUCCACAUGCGGAGGUCUGCUCUGCGAAUUACCUCCUCGAAAUCCUCCUUCACUCCUAUGA
This is a messenger RNA of Ostertagia ostertagi, 327 nucleotides long. NCBI's taxonomy places the organism in Eukaryota, Metazoa, Nematoda, Chromadorea, Rhabditida, Trichostrongylidae. The record is from the annotation of a GenBank genome assembly.